UCUCGGUCGGGCAAGGUCUUUCUCCAGCAAACUAGCUCCACGUUCUUGUCAAAGGCUGUAUCUGAAGACAGAGAAAAUGGAACAGGAGAAAUCCUUUAAAUUUAAAUUGUUCGUACCACCAAGGCUGAGUAAUACCCAGAUAUCUGCAGUCAAACCACAGACAAACACACGAGAUGGAGGAUUGUUUCAGGAUUUUAGCAAGGGAACUGAAGAUGAUUGUAACUUGCCUUUUGGAGUGAAAAGUAUGUCAAAACAUACAGAAGUCAUAGAACCAGUUUCACCGAAAGUAAAACUUGUCUCUAAGAUAGAUCAGGAGAACAUGGAGACAAUGAAUGAGCUUUAUUCAAGGCUUUAUAAAGAAGCUGAAAAGAUCAAGAGAUGGAAAAUCAAUAUAGAAUACGAAGUAAAGGAAAAGGAAAGAAAACUGCAAGAAAAUAGAAAGAUAAUAGAAGCACUACGUAAAGCCAUUCAAGAAUUACAGUUUGAAAAUGAAAAGCUAAGCCUAAAACUGGAAGAUGAAAUACGUGAAAAUAAAGAUCUUCUACAAGAAAAUAGUGCUACAAGACAUUUGUGCAACUUACUCAAAGAAAGGUGUAUGCAGUUGUUGGAGAAGUCUAACAAAUAUGAACAUGAACAGGAAGAAACGAGACAGAUGUAUGUGGAUCUUAACAAUAACAUUGAGAGAAUGAUACAGGCCUUUGAAGAACUUCGUGCACAAGCAGAACGCUCCAGAUUGGAGUUGCAUGUUAAAUUAAAAGAAGAAGCAGAAAAAACAACAGAGCUUGAAAAAGAAUACAAAAGAGAGAUAAAUGCCAUGGAAAAACAGGUAUCAGAAUUGGCUGUGCAAAAUGGUGAAAAAGAUAAUAAAAUGAAACACUUAAACAUACAGUUACAAGAAUCAAGAGAGCUAAUUGAUGAGUUAGAAGAAAUAAAAAAACAACAUGAUGAAGUGCUUAAAAAAGCACAAAGCAAACAAGAGGGCUUAUUGACAGAACUGGAAGAAACUAAAAGUUCUUUGCAAAAUGCAGAGAAUUCUUGUAAGAGUUUAGAAACCGAGUUGCAAACUGCAGUAAAAACAUUAAUUCAAGUAACUGAACAAAAGGAAGUAACAGUAGAAGAACUUAAAGAAUUUAAAGAAAAAAGUGCAUCAGUUAUUGAUGAUCUCCAAACUAAAGUUUCUAAUUUGAAGGAACAGCUAGAAAAAGAAGAAAGGAGACAGAAGGAACUCAGGGAUGAGUCAGAUAUAUUGGUUUUGGAACUCCAAAAGAAAUCAGCUGAACUAGAAGUGAUGGCCAAAGUGAAAAAUGAUAAAGAAAAACAAAUUGAAGAAAUGGAAAAAUCCUUGGUGCUUUUAGAUGAAAAACAAAUUCUUGAAAAAAACAUUGAGAAAUUACAAGAAAGAGAAAAUGAGCUGAAAGAUAGUGUUCAGAUCAGAGAGAUGCAGUCACCACAGGUCUCUGCCAUAUCUCAAAACACCAUGGACCAAUAUGUAGGCCAUGAGACAAAUCCUUCCUGCUCCCCAAAUCCCUUUGAUGUAGCUAGAGGCAGAUGUUGUGAUGACACUUCAUAUGGGGAGGAGUCACCCUUCGCUGAACAUGCUGAUGGAGAUGAAUGGAGUGACUCUUCAGAACAUAAGGAGGAUACAUCGUAUCACUUGUUUAAUGGAUCAGAUUAUCAACCUCUAGCUCGCAGGCUGGCCGUUCCUGGCAUAGACGAGCCAAUCGCCAACCUAGUUUUGCGAUCUCUUUUGCCUACAGAAGGAGAAUCUCAACUCAAGGAUGCUACUGAGCGAAAAUUGGACUUCGCUCUACGCAAAAAUCACGAGGCCACUGCCUUCUCCAUGCGGGCCUCCGCAUCAGCGUUAAAGAAUGAGCAGCUAGGUCUGGAAUGGAACAGACUUUUAUUGGACAAAGAACACAUUGCAACAGAGAAAAAUAAUAUAGUUGCUGAAUUUAAAAAACUUCAAGAAGAUCUUAAGACACAUGCACAAGUCACUGUUGCACCUCAGCGGAAUGUUUGCAGACAACCUGAGGAUCUGGGCCACUAUGUACACAAUGAGGCAGACCCAUCAUGCUCCCCAAACCCUUUUGACAUUGCCAGGGGCAGGUUUGUCGAUGACGUCUCUUGUGGGGAGGACCCACCAUAUGCCAUGCAAGCCGAAGGUGACGACUGGAGUGACCAGUCGGAACAAGAGGAAGACACAUCAUAUCGUCUGUUUGACACCUCUGAUUAUCAGCCCCUUGCUCGCAGGCGGAGCACUACCUUCCAGUGCCAGACCCUAUUGCUAAGCUGGCCAAGGACGAAUGGUCUCACCCAUUACAAACAUGCCGUUUCAACGCCCUUGCGGACAAGCUUUACUCUUUGGCUCCUGAGUUCACCAACAAACUGGCCGUCCCUGGCAUAG
Messenger RNA from Rhineura floridana, 2404 nucleotides. It is a transcript of the gene SYCP1, whose product is annotated as synaptonemal complex protein 1. NCBI's taxonomy places the organism in Eukaryota, Metazoa, Chordata, Lepidosauria, Squamata, Rhineuridae. Gene Ontology annotation, molecular function: double-stranded DNA binding. Gene Ontology annotation, cellular component: male germ cell nucleus; transverse filament; synaptonemal complex. The transcript is spliced from 21 exons. Gene Ontology annotation, biological process: chiasma assembly; meiotic DNA repair synthesis; lateral element assembly. The record is from RefSeq and is a predicted model, not a curated record. The coding region runs from base 77 to 2404 and encodes 775 amino acids.